Rana temporaria (common frog) is the source of this 3384-nucleotide messenger RNA. RefSeq names its product kinesin-like protein KIF19. Gene Ontology annotation, molecular function: microtubule motor activity; microtubule binding; ATP binding. Gene Ontology annotation, biological process: microtubule-based movement. The record is from RefSeq and is a predicted model, not a curated record. The transcript is spliced from 19 exons. NCBI's taxonomy places the organism in Eukaryota, Metazoa, Chordata, Amphibia, Anura, Ranidae. The coding region runs from base 124 to 3108 and encodes 994 amino acids.
UAGAAGAUAAAUCAAUACUGCUGUAUCAUACCUCUUAGUACUGAACUGACGUAAUGCUCAUCCUACACACACACAACACAAGGUGUCUGGGAGACAGAUGCAGAGGGACAUUCUGAGAAGACGAUGAACAUCAAAGAGGACUUUCAGUACCACCAAAUAACAGUUGCCUUGCGAAUCCGCCCAUUUAACCAGGUGGAAAUAGAGAGAGGUGUUGAGUGUAUUACAUACAAACUCAGUGAACAAAUACUGCUGCUGAAGGAUCCAUCAGGAGGGUCUGAGGACUUCCUGCGUGCAAAGCGUUCUAGAGACAGGACCUUUGUAUUUGAUGCUGUGUUUGAUCAGGAUGCUACCCAGGAACAGGUCUAUGAAUCAACUACCAAAAACCUGGUUGAUGGCAUUGUUAGAGGAUAUAAUGCUACAGUAUUUGCUUAUGGCCCAACAGGUACAGGCAAAACAUACACAAUGCUGGGGAUGGACAGAGAAUCAGGAAUAUACAUUCAAGCUCUUAAUGACCUCUUCAAAGCUAUUGAGGACAAUAGAGAAAGUAUGGAAUGUUCUGUAUCCCUAUCAUAUCUGGAGAUUUACAAUGAGACAAUCCGUGACCUUUUAAAUCCUUCUGGGGUUUUGGAUCUGAGAGAUGACUCGAAGGGGAUCAUCCAAAUUUCCGGGAUUACUGAAUUUUGUCCUUCUAGUGCUGAGGAGGCCAUGGCUUUGGUGCAAAGAGGAAAUAAACACCGCACCCAGGAACCAACUGCAGCCAACAAGACAUCUUCCAGGUCCCACGCAAUACUCCAAGUUGUUGUGAAAAAGAACAGCAAGUUAGGUACUCCGGAUGAAGCCAGGAUAGGCAAGCUAUUGCUGAUAGACCUGGCAGGGUCAGAGAGGGCAUCACAGACUCAAAAUCGAGGAAGACGGAUGAAAGAAGGCGCUCACAUAAAUCGCUCUCUUUUAGCUCUCGGAAAUUGCAUCACUGCAUUAAGUGAGCGUGGCAGCCAUACUCAUGUUAAUUACAGAGACAGUAAACUGACGCGACUUUUAAAAGAUGCUCUGAGUGGGAACAGCAGAACAGUAAUGAUAGCACAUGUGAGUCCCUCCAUAGCUGCCUAUGAUGAAUCUCGCACGACUCUGAUCUAUGCAAGCAGAACCAAAAACAUCAAGACCAGGGUGAGACAGAAUUAUGAGAAUGCUGCCCAACAUGCUACCAAAUAUGGAAGGGUUCUCUACAAUCUUCACAAUGAACUAGAAAAACUACAUCAAAGAAUCAAUGAACAUGGCCGGGAGAUAAGAAGACUGAUGAAAACAGAAGUAAAAAUCAGAAGUCCACAAGAGGAUGCAGAUCAGGCUGAAGACUCACACAAAGAACACAAGCUAAUCAAUUUGGUGAAACAAUUUCAGUGUGUUCUUGAGGAACAUAUGAAGGUGAAAUGCUGCCUUUUACAGCUGGAUAAUUCCCAUCUAGAACAACACAUUGACACUGUCCGCCAUCUUGCUACAAUAGCUGACUGGGAGCAGGACAGACCUCAGUGCUAUACCCAGCAGAGGUCAGGGAAGACUGCUGUGGAUACAAUUGAUGUGGGAGAAGAGGAAGAAGAUGGAGAUUCCGAUAUUACUGAACCUCAUGAAGUUAUGAUGGCCAGAGAAGAAAUUAACAUACUUCUUGCUGAACAACAGAAAACAUCUGCGAAGAUGACAACACUGAAAGAACAAUGGGCAAAUUCCAAAUUUAAGGCAUCUCAGCUGGAGAAGCAGAUUCCUGACGAGUUCAGCAGUGAUCAGGGAGAGUUGUUUAGGUUGCUCCACAAAAUACAUGAGCUGCAGGUCUCUAACAGUGAACUACUAACCAGGUCUAUAUGUAAGGACAGCCUGCUCUACCAGAAAGACUUCGUAAUUCUGGGCCACCAACAUUACAGAUCCCUCUGUGAGAAAAUCAUCCAUCUGCAGCAAACAUUAAUAGAUGAGAAGGUCCAUGAUCCAGAGCUUCUACAUCUGCAUGAAAUUGAUUAUGUGAAAAUAAAGCAGACAGAGGAACAAAAGUCUCUGCUUCUAAAUAGGUUUAAGCAUGAUAUCUUAGAAAAUGGAGUGGAACCUGAGACAUUUGGGGGUGUUCAUCUGCAUCUGGACAUUGAACAGAUUGAUAGAGCAAUCACUGACAAUAGGAAGAACAAUGAAACCCACACAAGAUUAACCCUUUCUUUAAGUCCUGAUUUAGACAGUGGCUACAGAACUUGCAAAUCCACUCCAGGAUUAAUACCAACAAGACAGAAUUCUUCUUUAAGCCUUCUGACACCAUUUCAUCAUCUCAGGGCACCAACACAAGCUGAUAGUAAUGAGAUUAUUAUUAUUGAUCCUCCAAAAGAAGAAACACCAACCAGACUUCACUCCCAUCCUCUGGAUGAUAGUCAAAGACACUCACUAUCAUUCCUUCAGCUGAGCCCGGAUAUUUUGGAAGAGGUAGUGGCUGGGACAAGGAGCAUUUCUUUAGUUGCUGCCAGAAGGCGUUCAAGGGUUAACGAAACUGAAUCCCCAUAUAUCAUUAAAGAAAGAAGUGCCCUUUCCUCACUUCCAGUGUUAGAGGGCAAUGCUUUGGAACUUCCUGUUACUCAUUCCCGUUGUCACAUUACACCUGUAAGGAAGGCAGUGAGCACUGAAAACCUGCCAAGUUUAGUUCUCAGGAAAGAUGAAGUCACCAGUGGGACAACAUCAGCCAGUUCAAAGGACAAGCUCCAGAAAAAGUCCUAUUGGGACAGAAAGUCACACUCAUUUGAAGUUCCUGCCUCUCAGCUUUGUAAAUCAGAGCAGUGCAACUCUCAUAGAAUACACCUUGAUAAACUUCUGCAUUCCAAAUCACCACAUACUAUAUGUCAUGGGAAAUCAGCUCACAGCACAACUAAAGUAAAGACUGCCUUUAACUAUAAAACAAUUGUCAGGCCGAAACUGAACAAGAAUUAUCCAUGCACUAUUACAUCAGGGACUCAGCCAAAGCUGGUCUGUGCAGCUAAAUCAGAUCCAGAAGAAAUUCCAGCCAGCACAAAAACAUUGAUAUUGCCUCAAAAUAUCAAACACAGGCCUCAACCGACUUAUAAAAAGACACGGGAUAACAAGAGAUAAUGUGCGCUCGCUGCAGCAAGAGCCUGGAAGAAUAUGAAGAAGAAGAAGAAAUUAAAACAACAUGUUGUUUCAUUCUAUACUUUCAAUUUGAAGUUGCUUUUGUUCUUAUAUUAAACAUACUCUGUAGACAUUCAGAAGUAAUCUAUUCCUUGUUUUAUUAAAAAAGAAAAAAAAAAGAAAAAAGUUUGGCAAUGUAUUCUUUAAAGCUAAAGCGAGAUUAAAAAAACACAAACAAAAGCAUUUAUGUACUUAUUAAAAAUAAUUUUAUAUUUGUCU